UGGAGGACAAUCACUGGAUGCGACAGCUAUACGCCGAAAUAAAGAGAGAAACCCAAAUGACCGGGCACGAAUUGGGUUUAAGGUUGAUGCAGCAAUGGAAUACCAGAAUCUUAGCUGGACUCCAGUUAUCGGGUGUUUAAAGGUUUCUGGUGGUCUUCCACGGUGCUCACGAUCUAAAGAGUGGGAUGAUACCCUCAAACUAGGAUUAGAACUUCGGGACCUAUGGGCUGUUGCUGAGGAUCAAUUGAAAGGCACGGAUGUGGAUAAAUUGGUCUGGUGGGAUCUUACAGUAGUUGGCCGCAAGAUCAGAGUGUACGCUUUUGCUGCUUCUGGUGGAUUAUUUCGAAUACAAGAAGAAGCUAAGAAUAUGCUGUGUGAAUUCAGUCGAAAGAAGGUGCAGAUGAUUACUAGAAAGAGGGAUUUAGAGGAGUCAGCGGAAAAUAUAUUGACAAAAAAACCAAAAAUUGUAGACACACCUAUUCGUGAUGCACGAAAUAGGCGAAAUU
This is a messenger RNA of Scutellospora calospora, 506 nucleotides long. NCBI's taxonomy places the organism in Eukaryota, Fungi, Glomeromycota, Glomeromycetes, Diversisporales, Gigasporaceae. The record is from the annotation of a GenBank genome assembly.